CACCUACUGUUUGGCAUAGUUCUUGUGAAGUGUUGACAUUGCAUCAAGUUUACAGUGCGGCACGGUGGCGCAGCAGGUAGAGCCGCUACCUUUCAGUGCCAGAGACCCAGGUUUGAUCCACACCUCGGGUGCUGUCUGUGUGGAGUUUGUAUGUGACCGCUGUGACCAUGUAGGUUUCCUCCCAUAGUGUUACUCUAAGUGUGGAGUGACUUCACACUGCAGGAGGAGUGAGUGUCUGCCUCGACCUGUCGAGUGGAAACUGUAACCAUGGAGACAUGGCUCCAGUGAACGUGGUUCCCCAAUGACAGGCAAUGAAUUGUGUUUGUGGGAGAUACAUGAGUGGCUCAGUCAAUGCACUGCCCAAUGUCUGACCCUCAGGCACAUUGCAGGAGCACUGUCUGGGAUAGCACUGGCACUGUCUGUGGGAUCGCACUGUGUAUUGCACUCGCCACUGACUGGGAUGGAGCCAAGCGCAGAGAUGGAGGUGUUUGAUGUUUGCAGGGUUGCUCUGACAACCGGCUUGUCCACAACCAACACCUUCCCUCUCCUGCCGUCGCCGAGCAACCACAAACAACAAGCAGGCUCCCCCACCACAGGCAGUGAAGGAAUAAGGACGGGAAGAGAGAAAUAGAAUGAACUCCUGUAAAUUCCCAGAACUCUCCUGAGGUUGAGAGAAGGUUGCUCCAAACCGCUGCUGCACCUCGCACUGUAGCGAGGGGGUUGCGGUCUGAUCGUCACCCUGAGAUUGGAAACUGCCAGAGAGGAUGCAGGGUGCAGGGCCGCCCUUCAAUAAGGAUCCCCUGGAGCUCGCAGUCGAAGAUGUCUACGACAUCUCCCACCAGCUCGGUUGUCAGUUCAGGGAAGUGAACAGCUCGCAAAGUUCUACGGCAGUUUUUGACUUGCAGUUCCAGAUCGUCAGAGUGUUAAAAAUGCUUGAGACUCUGGUGAGCCAAAGUUCCGUCAGCCUGGAGGAGCUGAGACUGGAGCGGGAUGGACUGAAGGCAGAAGCAGAAACACUUAUCGGAGAACUGCGGAGUAAAGCCACUGACCCUGUGCAGGAGCAAAAUAUUGGAGCGGACAAGUUCAUCAUGAACCUGAAGGAUCCGAACUGCCCGCGGUUCACCUUGCAGGAACUGAGUGAAGUGCUGCAUGAACGUAACCACCUUAAGGCUCAGCUACUGACCACCCGCGCAGCCAUCCAGUGCUACCAAAGUGCAACAAUCACUCAAGCUGAGGAAGGAGACGGUGAACCAUGUCCUAAUGAUGGAAGUGGAUGAAGUACAUUCAUAGAGUCACGCAGCACGGAAACAGGCCCUUCAGCCCACCAUAUCCACGCAGGCCAACAAGUACCCAUUCAUAUCAAGCCCAUUAUCCAAAGCAGCCCAUAGCCCUGUACAUGCGAGUAUCUGCCAUCACUACUCGCUCUGAGUUCCAGGUUUCAAUCAUCUCAUGGGGUAAAAAAACAAUUCUGUCUCAAAUCCCCUCUAAAUCUUACACCACUGACAAUAAAUGUCCUGGGGUCAUUGUUUGGCACAGACAUUGUAGGCCGAAGUUCUGUUAUCUUAGGGAUUUUUACAGCAUUCUCCACAGUAAAGGCUAAUGCAAAAAAAAAAGUAUAUAUAUAUAUAUAUACAGGGCCCUCUAUUAAGGUUUGGGAGAAAGACCCAUCAUUUAUUUAUUUGCCUCUGUACUUGCCAUUGAGAUUUGUAAUAGAAAAAAAUCACAUGUAGUUUAUGUGAACAUUGUCAGAUUUUAAUAAAGGCCAUUUUUAUACAUUUUGGUUUCAUCGAAACAUAGAAAAUAGGUGCAGGAGGAGGCCAUUCGGUCCUUUGAGCCAGCACCGCCAUUCAUUGUGAUCAUGGCUGAUUGUCCCCUAUCAAUAACCCGUGCCUGCCUUCUCCCCAUAUCCCUUGAUUCCACUAGCCCCAAGAGCUCUAUCCAACUCUCUCUUAAAUCCAUCCAGUGACUUGGCCUCCACUGCCCUCUGUGGCAGGGAAUUCCAUAAAUUCACAACUCUCUGGGUGAAAAAGUUUUUUCUCACCUCAGUCUUAAAUGACCUCCCCUGGUUCUGGACUCGUCCAACAUUGGGAACAUUUUUCCUACAUCUAGCUUGUCUAGUCCUUUAUAUAAUUUUUAUAUGUUACUUUAUAUGUUUCUAUAAGAUAUCCCCUCAUCCUUCUAAACUUCAGCGUAUAGAAAUGACAGCAUUGUUUAUACAUAGUCCCCCGAUUUCAGGGCACCAUAAUGUUUGCGACACAGCAAUGUCAUGUAAAUGAAAGUAGUAGUCAUGUUUCAUAUUUUGAUGCAUAUCCUUUGCAUGCAAUGACUGCUUGAAGUCUACGAUUCAUGGACAUCACCAGUUGCUGAGUGUCUUCUCUGGUGAUGCUCUGCCAGGCCUGUAUUGCAGCCAUCUUUAGCUUAUACUAGUUUUGGGGGCUAGUCCCCUUCAGUUUUCCCUUCAGCAUAUAAAAGGCAUGCUCAAUUGGGUUCAAAUCAGGUGAUUGACUUGGCCACUCAAUAAUUUUUUAGCUUUGAAAAACACAAUAGGUGCAGGAGUAGGCCAUUCGCCCCUUCGAGCCAGCACCGCCAUUCAAUGUGAUCAUGGCUGAUCAUCCCCAAUCAGUACCCCAUUCCUGCCUUCUCCCCAUAUCCCCUGACCCUGCUAUUUUUAAGAGCCCUAUCUAGCUCUCUUGAAAGCAUCCAGAGAACCUGCCUCCACCGCCCUCCGAGGCAGAGAAUUCCACACUCAUCACCCUCUUUGCUUUGUUGCUUUAGCAGUAUGUUUGGGAUCAUUGUCUUGUUGUGGAAUGGACCGCUGCCCAAUGAGUUUUGAGGCAUUUUUUGAACUUGAGAUAGGAUGCGUCUAUACACUUCAGAAAUCCUAUUUUUGCGGCUAACCAGUGGUUUGCAUCUUGUAGUGUAGCCUCCAUUUUUGUUCACAAAGUCUUCUGUGGACAGUGGUCAUUGACAAAUCCACGCCUGACUCCUUAAGAGUGUUUCUGAUCUGUCAGACAGGUGUUUGGGGAUUUUUCUUUAUUAUAGAGAGAAUUCUUCUGCCAUCAGCUGUGGAGAUUCCAAGCAGUUGAUUUUGGUAAGCCUUUUUCUUCUUCUUCUUGCUUGCACAGCCUAAAGUUGUAGGGCAACUUGUUCUAUUUGAUCUUAUUUGAUUGUGCAUGCCAGGUUGAUUGCAUUCGUCGAAACAGGGCGGACCACGUGAAGGUUGUAAUCUUCCACCCCUGGUAAGCCUUAAGUUUGGCUGAAGUCUCUAUUCUUGUUUCUCAGUCUCAUAAUGGCUUCUUUGACUUUCAUAGGCACAACUUUGGACCUCAUGUUGAUAAACAGCAAUAAAAGUUUCCAAAAGCGAUGGAAAGACUGGAGGAAAGACUAGGUGCUGCGAGCUCUCUUCUACCUGCACGAAGGAGGCAAUUAAACACACCUGAGCAAUUACAAACACCCAUGAAGCCAUGUGUCCCAAACAUUAUGGUGCCCUGAAAUGGGGAACUAUGUAUAAACACUGCUGUAAUUUUUACAUGGUGAAACUAAAAUGUGUAAAAAAUACCCUUUAAUAAAAUCUGACAAUGUGCACUUUAACCACAUGUGUUUUUUCUAUUACAAAUCUCAAAUUGUGGAGUACAGAGGCAAAUAAGUAAAUGAUAGGUCUUUGUCACAAACAUUGAAGGCACUGUAUAUACACCUAUUAUUUAUUUGUUUCCUGUUAUUAAGUCACAAGCCAUGUUCUCUGUCCCACAACUCCUUUGGCCACCUUCUUCCAUGGAAACAGACUGUUAAUUUUGAUAUUACACAAGUUUAGUCUCAAUCAAUGUUCUCGUUUAUCAGCAUUUA
Leucoraja erinaceus (little skate) is the source of this 3843-nucleotide messenger RNA. RefSeq names its product Rab interacting lysosomal protein-like 2 (gene rilpl2). NCBI's taxonomy places the organism in Eukaryota, Metazoa, Chordata, Chondrichthyes, Rajiformes, Rajidae. The transcript is spliced from 3 exons. Gene Ontology annotation, molecular function: protein dimerization activity. The coding region runs from base 765 to 1277 and encodes 170 amino acids. The record is from RefSeq and is a predicted model, not a curated record.